UGCUCACCCGCCGCGGCAGCUCCGCUUCCGGGCUCCGUGUGCCGCGGCCUGGCCCGGUGGCACCGGGACUGAGGGGGCGCGGGUGGCAGAGCCCUCAGCGGGCGGGAGGAGCUGAGGCGGGGCGGAGGCUGCGCCAGGGGAGGGGGCGCUCGGUCUGGGCUUCCCUGCCGCAACAGGGCCAGGCUCCCGGUAACGGCGCUGGUUCCUCAGCCCGCGGGUGCGAUGGCGGCGGAGCGGGGACACUGGAGCAGCCUGACAGCGCUGCAGAAAACCGCCCUGGUGCUGGGGAUCCCGGCCGGGGCCACCGUCCUCUACAUCCUGUACCGGCGGUACCGGGAGAGCCGAGAGGAGAGACUGACGUUUGUGGGGGACAAGGAGCUGGAGAUCGAGAUGCGGGUGCCCCGGGCGGCCAUGAAAUCCAUCAUUGGGCGGAAAGGAGCCACCAUCAAAAAGCUGAGCCAGGAGACCGGUGCCCGCAUCACGGUGGAGGAAGAGGAGGGUGAGGAGGAGACGGCGCUGCUCAUCGCAGGCUCUCCCGCCCAGGUGUGCCGCGCCAAAGCCGCCGUGCACCGCAUCGUGACGGAGAGCACGCCGGUGACCGAGCAGCUCUGCGUGCCCCAGCGCGCCGUGGGACGGAUCAUCGGCCGGGGGGGCGAGACGGUGCGCGGCAUCUGCCGCAGCUCGGGGGCCCGCGUGCUCUGCGAGCGUGAGGCCGACGCCGGCCCGGGCCCCAUCAGGGUCGUGCAGCUCUCGGGGACGCGCGCGGAGGUGGCGGCCGCCAAGAAACUCAUCCUGGAGAAGGUGACGGAGGACGUCGCUUUCCACAAGGAGCUGGUGGUGGCCGCCGCGCGCUGCCCGGGCAAACAGCCCCUGGGCCGCCGGCGGGACCGGGAGCCGCUGCCUGAUGGGGAGGAGGAGGAUGAAGGGGCCACGUCCCGGGCUGAAGGCUCCGAACUGCACCAGGAUGAGGAUGAGGAGCUGGAGGUGCCGAAAUUUGAGGUUCCCAGCCCCGAUUUGGGCCCCGUGCCCCCCGAGCCCCUGCAGGUUUUCGUCUCGGCGGCCGAAAGCCCCGCGCGGUUCUGGGUGCAGCUGGUGGGGCGGCGCAACCUGCGGCUGGACCGGCUCCGCGCCGACAUGCGCCGGCACUACCGGAGCGGCGGCCGCGCGGCUGAGCUUUUGACGGUCCAAGCCGGGGACAUCGUGGCUGCUCCGUCCCCGGACGGCGGCGAGUGGCACCGGGCACGUGUGCUGGGCACGCGGGGGGACGGCAGCGUGGGGCUGCACUACGUGGAUUUUGGGGACAACGGGGAUGCCCCCCCUGAGGCGCUGCGGGCCCUGCGGAGUGACUUCCUCAGCCUGCCCUUCCAAGCCAUCGAGUGCAGCCUGGCCGGGAUCAAGCCUGCUGGUGACACGUGGGACGAGGCAGCGCUGGCCGCGUUCCAGCGCCUGACGCACUGUGCCCGCUGGACGCCGGUGCUGGCCACCGUCACCAGUUACUCCCAGUCCGGGCUCUGCCCCCGGCCCAGCGUGCAGCUCUUUGGGCUCCACCACAACCAGAGCCUGGAUGUGGCCACGGAGCUGGUGCGGUUGGGCCACGCUGUGCCCUGUCCCCAAGAGGGGCCGGGGGGGGACGGGACCCCUCAGCCGGUACCGGGAGCUGCGGCGGAGACACCGGAGCCCGUCACCGCCACCUCCCUCGAGAGCCUCUUGUUGGAGCCACAGCACAGCCCCAGCGAGACCCCCCGCACCCCAUCGUGCCUCAGCCUGUCCGCCACCCCUUUUCCCACUGUCUCUACAGACGGUGCGUCCGGCGGCAGCGAGGAUGGUGAUGGUGACGGUGUCGUGACAGAGAUGAGGUCAUCGUGACGCCCCCGUUACCGGCCCGGUCUCCCCUGUUCGCCCCGGUUGCGGUUGGUUUGGUUUUGCCCCGGCCCUGUUUUGCGGCAAAGGGAAAAGAACCGCUUUGUUGUUAAUAAAUUGAAGGUUUUGGAGCUCCCGCUUGUUCCGGUUA
Molecule: messenger RNA, 2011 nt
Organism: Columba livia (rock pigeon)
Lineage: Eukaryota; Metazoa; Chordata; Aves; Columbiformes; Columbidae
Gene: TDRKH
Product: tudor and KH domain containing
Exons: 12
Coding region: 223-1866 (547 amino acids)
Biological process (GO): spermatogenesis; P granule organization; piRNA processing
Cellular component (GO): P granule
Molecular function (GO): RNA binding
Source: RefSeq, a predicted model, not a curated record